AUGAUUAAUUUUGAAUUUUGGCAAGUGACCGACGACCAACCACAAGCUGCAUUGAAAUCAAUGAUAAACUUUGAUGCACCAAUUCUCUGUACUGAUUGGUCACCAGAUUGUUCAAAAAUCUAUGCAGGUGGAACUGAUAAUAAAGUAAAGGUUUGGGAUAUACAACCGGAAAUGAAGCUUAUGGUGACGGGAAGUUGGGAUAAGACUCUCAGGUAUUGGGAUUUGAGAUCACCAAAAGAACCUGUAAUAUCUGUCAACCUUCCUGAACGUGUUUAUGGACUCGAUGUUCAUUGUACAAUGAUGGCAGUGGCUACUGCCGACCAUAAAAUUAGAGUGUACAACCUCGACAUUCAAAACAUCGAAUACACAUCAAUGGAUUCACCUCUUAAACAUCAAACUCGUUCUAUCGCUUGCUUUAAAGAUCUUUCAGGUUUCGCAGUGGGUUCAAUCGAAGGAAGAGUUGCCAUUGAAUAUAUUGAUGAUAAAAAAUCACAAUCAUUCUUAUUUAGAUGUCAUAGGGAACCAACACCAGGAUCAACUGUUGAUAAUGUACAGUGUCAAUAG
Heterostelium album PN500 is the source of this 564-nucleotide messenger RNA. RefSeq names its product WD40 repeat domain-containing protein. NCBI's taxonomy places the organism in Eukaryota, Evosea, Eumycetozoa, Acytosteliales, Acytosteliaceae. The coding region runs from base 1 to 564 and encodes 187 amino acids. Gene Ontology annotation, cellular component: nuclear pore. Gene Ontology annotation, biological process: RNA export from nucleus; transcription-dependent tethering of RNA polymerase II gene DNA at nuclear periphery. The transcript is spliced from 4 exons. The record is from RefSeq and is a predicted model, not a curated record. Gene Ontology annotation, molecular function: RNA binding; ubiquitin binding.